AUGAUUGGCGUUUGGUUCUCUUCUGCGGCCCAAGCCGUGAACUCAGGCUGUCUGGAACUGAAGUUAUCAUUGAAGAAACAAUCAAAGAUAGUCGAAGCACUGGUCGGACGCAUGCUUCUUCGAGCCGUUAAUCGACCAUACAAUCGACUCAACUCGAUCGCCUUCAUCCUGACACAUUUACUCAAACAUCAAGAACACUUCUACCGUAUCAUCGCGAAGUCCUUCUACUGGUCGGAAAUAACAACCAAAGACCUCGAGUACAUGUUGUCAUCAUUCAGCAUGGAGACGAUGCAGUACAGAGACGGUCGGAUGAUCAUACUACUUGCCCUGAUCCACUCCUUCAUCCAACAUGCAUGUUAUGAUAGCCUGGAUUAUCUCUGCAACUUUAUUCAGCAGAAUCUGGCACCCAAAGUAGUCAACGAAACCGGACUUAUAUACUUCCUUCGUAUCUUGGCAGUAUACUUGAGCAAGGUUCAUGGAGAAGAAAGCAAAACGGAAUUGAGCAAAGCCUACCUACACCUUAUCAUACCAUCUGUGACAUGA
Messenger RNA from Bursaphelenchus okinawaensis, 543 nucleotides. The record is from the annotation of a GenBank genome assembly. NCBI's taxonomy places the organism in Eukaryota, Metazoa, Nematoda, Chromadorea, Rhabditida, Aphelenchoididae.